CCCUCGCUCUGGACCUUGCUGGGACAAUCGAUGCUGGAUUGUGAGCUUGGAGAGUGCCAUUGGGAUAGAAAUCCAAUCUGGGGCUUGAACGGCCUUCACCUUGCUCUAAUUCAGAGUCAUCUGAGCCUUGAGGCGGUGUUACAGCUCCAGAACCGUGGUGCGGGGAGGAGCGUGUUUGGCUGCUCCCUGCAUGUGGGAUUGGAGGGCAUUGAGGGAGGGUGAAAUGCUUCAAUUGAGUUUUCAGCAUCAAAGCUCAAUAAUAAUUAAAAAAGGGCUAUAUCAGGAGAGGGACUGGGAGCCCAGUGGUGAGUGCAAGGUUAGGGUGUAUAACCAGCUGGUGUGCACAGUGCAGCACAGGGUCAGUGCUCAUGCAGGGGCGUAGUGCAAAACCCAAGGACUGUUUGAUUGUCAGCUGGAGACACCAGACAAUGGGAUCUCUGCAUUACAAUAGAGACCAUCCUAUCUGCAAGAUGUGUGGUCGUGUUUUCCUUCCAGAGCGUUAUUUUUAUUAUUAUUUGUAUUGGAGUAGCCUCGAAGUGGGAGUACAAGAAACCAACAACACACUAUGCUGGGAGCAGUCGAUAUCCCAUAAAUGCCAUGCAGAAAACCUCCGCCACAUUUGUGAUAUUACAGGUUUAUCGUGCCCUUACCGCACAGUCCUGCUUUGGGGUCCGUGCAGAGCUGCACUCCAGUGUGACCUGGUGGAGGGAUUGUUCCUGAAGUAGGCAGGUGGGAAGGUGAUUGCUGCUAUGGCCUUGGGAUGCAGCAUGCACUCACUGCACUGCGGGGUCUAAUGUGCUAGGUGGGCCAAUGAGGGAAGCAAGGCCCUGCAGUAGCCCUUGCCCAUUGGAGAGUCAAGGGGUACUGCAGAUAGAAUGACCAGAUAGCAAGUUUGAAAACACGGGACAGGGGGUGGGGGAUCAUAGGAGCCUAUAUAAGAAAAAGCCCCAAAAAUCUGGACUGUCCCUAUAAAAUCGGGACAUCUGGUCAUCCUAACUGCAGGACAUAGUCUUGUGCAGCCCCAGCACGGCCUUGGUGAAACUCCCCCCUGUGCAGAGGGCCAGCACGAGGCCAAGGCAUCCGUAACUCCCAACUCAAGCUCUGUUGUGGAGGCGAGGCCUUUUGCUGCCCCGGCACAGGAGCGAGUGUCAGACACAGCAGUGCAAGGAGAGGCAGCUCAGGGCCCGAGACAGCCUGGCUGUAGUGGGAGUUUUGCAGGACCUAGUGUGGACCAGCUCCUGGUAGGUGCUGAGCUGAACGUCAGUGGGAAUUGUGGGUGCCCAGCAGCUUCUAGGAUCAGGCCCUUUAUGAGUAUCCAAGGCACCAGGAGACAAAAUACUCCGAGUGAGUUCUGCUUAGCAUUGUCAACCCAUUCCCCCGCUAGCCUCUGGCCCCUCCUUCCCCAUGAUGCUUUGCUUCUCCUCACUGUUUGCUAGAGUUGAUAGCUCCGUGCCAGGCAGCGUUAGCCAGGAGCUGCUGCUUCCUGUGGGGGAGAAGCACUGGUCUGGUUCCACUCUCCGCACCUUCCCUGAUGCAACUGAGCUGGGGGCGAGGGAUUGGCUUUACCCGUCUGCGGACUCCCUUCUGCCGUGAGGAGCAUGAUGACGGCCAUCCUGGAACGUAUCAGCACCUUGUCCGUCAGCGGGCAGCAGCUCCGCCGCCUCCCCAGACUCGUGGAGGAAGGCUUCCCCAAGAUGCCCUGCACUGUCGAAGAAUCCGACGUGCCCCAGCUCUUCCGGGAGCCGUACAUCCAGACGGGGUACCGCCCCAUCGGCCAGGAGUGGCGCUACUACUUCUUCAGCCUGUUCCAGAAGCACAAUGAGGUGGUCAACGUCUGGACUCACCUGCUGGCGGCCUUGGCUGUGUUGCUGAGGUUCAAGGCCUUUGCAGAAGCAGAGGAGCUGUCCUUGGACAUCUCAUCCUUGCCUUUGUUCCUCUUCGUGCUGUCCUCCCUCACCUACCUAACCUGCAGCCUCUUGGCCCACCUACUGCAAUCCAAAUCGGAGCUGUCUCACUACACCUUCUACUUCGUGGACUACGUUGGGGUCAGCGUCUACCAAUACGGCAGCGCCCUGGCCCAUUUCUACUACAGCGCGGACCAAGCCUGGUACGACAAGUUCUGGCUCUUCUUCCUCCCCGCGGCUGCCUUCUGCGGCUGGCUCUCUUGUGCUGGCUGCUGCUACGCCAAGUACCGGUACCGGCGCCCCUAUCCCCUCAUGAGGAAGAUGUGUCAGGUGAUCCCAGCAGGGCUGGCGUUCGUCUUGGACAUCAGCCCCGUUGCACACCGGGUGGUCAUGUGCCAUUUGGGGGGCUGCGAGGAGCAGGCUGCCUGGUACCACACCUUCCAGAUACUGUUCUUUCUAAUCAGUGCUUAUUUCUUCUCCUGCCCAGUCCCCGAGAAGUAUUUCCCGGGCUCCUGUGAUAUAAUCGGCCACGCCCAUCAGAUCUUCCACAUGUUCUUGGCCCUUUGCACGCUCUCGCAGCUGGAGGCCAUCUUCCUGGAUUACAAGAUCAGGCAGGAGAUUUUCCUGAGUAGACAUGGACCCCUCUCCAUCUACCUGUCCUGUGCCUCUUUCUUUGGCCUGGUGGCCUGUAGUGCCAUCACGGCUCACUUCCUGCAGUGCAGGAUCAAAGUGGGGCUGGCUAAAAGAGACUCCUGAGAGACCGUUGCGAAGACUAGACAGACACUGACUGGCUGGUACUGAUUCGGUGGAAACCAGCGGAGGAUAAUUUAUAGAGAAAUAACAAAUUGGUUUGUUUGCAUAACAGUUUGUCUAAUUUAUAACUGAGGGAUGGGUGGCAGGCUGGAGUCGCUCUAUGAGAGCCCUUCUGUCUAAGGCGUUUUUACUUGAGUGGCUGCCUCUUGCAAUGCAGGGUUGUUUUUUUAAACCAGAUUGGGGCAUUUAACCAAGGAUGCUUGGAUUAGGCGGAGGUUUCUAAUUUGUUCCACGCUAGUAAAUCUGCAGGGAAUAUUACAUUGAAUAUCAGGAAAAACUAAGGGUCAUUAAACUGUAGAGCAGUCUCCUAGGGGAAGCACAUGGCUAGAGUCAUUUAAGACUUUACAAAGCACAGGAGACUGUGCAGUGUGGAUCAGUCCUGCACUGGCAGGGGGCAUGGACAAGAUAACCUACUAGGUCUUUUCCAUCUCUGCUAUACAUGGGCGUGAUCCUGCUCCCAUUUAAGUCAAUAGCAGAAUUUCAGCAGGACCAGGAUUGGGCCAUAUGAGUCUCAAUUUUCAGGGUGUAGCUGCGGAGGUCUGGGUGGCACAGUGCUAUGUAACGUUCAUCUGCACACGCUCUUUAUAUAUCUCCAAGUUGGAUUCUUGUGACUCAUGUUCUCUCAACUCUUCCCUCCUGAAAUAAAUCAUAUCAGGUUCUUAGGAUAACUUUGCCAAAUCUUUGUUGUAGAGAUGGGUCUGGACCAAAACUCUAGUCUAGAUCCAUCUAUCCCGAGACAUUGGGGAUGUUCCAGACCAGAUCACAACUUCAGGCUUCGGGCCCAUCUCUGCUUCACUCUUUGACUCUGACCCAGGUUUUCUUCCGGGAAACACCUGACCCAGUGGUGACGUGAGCGAAAUUCCCUCUUCUGUCACGGGGAGAUUUCACCAGGGGUGUUUAUAGAAAUUCAGUACCAGGGCUGCUCAUGAACAUUUAAAACAACGAGGCGGACUCUCUCAGGGGCUGCUAAUGGGAUAUGGAGCCUUUCCCUAGUAGAUCUGUUGUUUGAAUCCAGCCUGGGUCGGCAGUGAUGCCGGUGACUGUUUGGUGGCCUGCAUCAAAUGAGUUUACGCUCGUAGCUCAGUUACUGGUGGAGCAAAGAGAACAAAGACCCUUCAUUGUAGGGACAGUCCCCUUCCGGCCAGGAGCAGUGCUCUUUGAUGGGGCAUUUGCUGGCACUUGCUAUAGCCGGUGUUGUACUUAUGAGGGUAAACAGAGGUCUUCCAGGAUGUUAGUCUGCCACCUUUCAUCAAUGCUAAAUAACGUUAGAGAUUAAAACGUAAUCACUGGAGAAAAAAUGGGGGGGAGGGGAGAAGCAAAACGUACACUCGUUCUCCCUUCGAUGAUCCCGCCUGAUGUCCCCAAAUGUCUGUUGUACUCAGAGCAAAAUUCUUCUUCCAUUUGCACUGCAGAUUUCUGUUGAGUAUUCGACUCCUGCUGAUGCCAGUGGAGUGGACGUACCAUAAGGAACAAUCCCACCCUGGCAGAGGAAUGGACUGGAUGGUGUAAUAGGCCUUUGCCCUCUGCUGCGGGAGCGAGCUGUCAGCGGAUCAUAUGGCUCUAGGGCAGUGCGUAACCCUGACACUGUAGUAUAGCCCUCCUGUAAUAUGGAAAUGAGGGUAGCAGACCGUUGAAUAUUUCAAUCUGAUGGUUAUGGGUCAGUCCCUUCUACCGUCCCAAAUGAAUGACAAAGGUUUUGGGUUGCUUAGAACGAAUUCGCCAAUUGGAUAAGUCCCUUCUUUGUCUACUUGAGUGGGCGAUUGGAGGCUAUGAGCCGGAUCUCCAGCUGGUGUGAAUUGGAAUGACUGCACUGAAGUCAAUGGCGCUUACAUCAACUGUCUAGGAGGCUCCGACUAAGUACAGUCCUCACAGGCCUAACUGGUAAGCACUUGUCUUGUCCAUUCUGUCCUCUCCCAGUGUUAAAUCCCAGUUCCCUUGUAGUAGAUUAUACCACUGCACUACCCAUGUGUCUUGUGCAAUAUCUUCACACCCAAAUGGUCUGAUCAUCACCUGGUGUAAAUCCCCAUUGACUUCAGUGGAGCUGCGCUGAUUUACUCCAGCAGAGGAUCUGGCCCAUCAAAUCCAAGCAAAACUGGAUUACUUGAGUGAGUUGAAACUGACCUUGGAAGUGAGGCUUAGAGAUGUGACCGAAGGUCAGUCACUACAAGCCUGAGCUUUAGUGUUUGGUCUGGUUUGGGGGAUUUUUGAACUCUGUGUGUGUUACAACUCCCAGAAGGGCUCCGUUUUGCUUUGAUAUUAGCAAACCCUUUUGCAGGGUGAAGGUCAGUCAGGGAGGGAAAUGGUUCGCUGGUGGAGGGGAGCAGUAGACAAUGGCAGCUACCGAUGCCUGGACUCUUUGAAAACCAAGCCACUAAUUUAGGUGCCUUUCUGUAGAUAAGUGCCUACAUCUGGGCACCCUAAUCUGAAACUACUGGCCUUAAUGACAAGUGAAAUACCUUUAUGGAAGUGGGGGGGAAGGGAUUGGCUCAAGGGGGAUUAUGCUAAUAGGAUACAGAGGCUGUGAACUCUGCGUUCCUGAUUCAAAUUCAGCCCAGGUUGGUAACGAUAAAAAGAUGUUUAUAUGAGAGAGCUGGUCAGGGGCCUUUGUAAAAUUACUUGUUGGUCUCUUGUCAGUUUUGGUGAAGAGUCCAUCAGAGCGGAUUUUCUUCUUUCGCCUUGUUCACACUCUAAAGUUGAACCACUGUAAUUGCAUUGGGUUAAAGCAGUACAAGCCCUCUAGUGUGGAUGCAAUUAUAGUGGUGUGAAUGUGUUUCUGUAUAGGGAAGGGAAUAAAGUAUUCUGGUAUAAGGCACCUUUGUACAAUAUAACUGCAUCUACAUUAGAAGUUGUACCAGUAUAACUAUAACAUCCCUACCCUAAAUACUUUGUUAUGGUGGUACGAAAUCUUUGUGUAGACCAAGCGUUAGCUCCUCUAAAGGAUUUAAACUAGACUGCACACUGUGUCCCCACAGAGGAGGAUACACCAACCCAUGCCAUCUCCGUGCAAGUGUUUGCAAACCACAGAGGACAAGAAUGUGCAUCGCUCUUAAUGGAAGGACUGAGCCUGAUGCUUUCCGUGACACUAUAUCGCCACCUACUGGUGUCACAAAGCAACUUAUUUUUUCCUGUUACCUUUCCUCCCCGGUUGUUUUUUUCAGUGUUCCCAUGUUAACUCUCGGUCUGAGAGGUUACCCCCAUUCACCCCUGCAAAUGAGACCAGUGACUGACCUCCUCGGGGAAUGAUGGGGCUGACUUUGCAGGGAAGUACUGACCAACGCUGCUUUUCAGAUAACGUCCUAAGGACACAGGGUGCUUCGUCAACACUGGAGUUAGUGCCAUCCCUGCCGUCUCCCAGUGAGAGAGCCAGUCUUGUCAAACCCUCCCUCUUCCCAAGUUGUCUUGUACUCGUGCCUUACACAGCUGGCUGGAGAUUGCUCAUGCGGACCUUGUAUGUGUGCACUCCUGGGCUGGCUAGGAACCAGCAGGACGCUAACAGUGCUACUCUAAACCCAAUGAAGUCAUCGAGUCUUGCCUUUGACUUCACUGAGGGUUGGUCCUAAGAGGACGUAAAUGCCGUCAUGUUCGGCUGUCAGCCUGUUACUCCUGCCACAGCUCCCACGCGGCCACUUGCAACCUCCCGCUCCUAGAGUCCUUUGCGCCGGGUCUGGGUCCCCCCACAAGAAGCUCAGCCAGAACUGAUGCAAUGGUUCGUAGGGUAUCUGAUGAUGACCUGGGCGCAAGAGGUUGAGUACGUCCGCUUCAGCAGGUUGGCCAUGGGAAACGGGGUCACAAACCUCCUUGGGGGGACAUGACCCUCAGGUGGAGACCAAGGGCCAAGUCUUUAACAGGUGUGGAUCAGUGUUUCUCACUGGAACUAUGCUGAUUAACACCAGCUGAGGAUCUGGUCCAGCAUAUAUUACGCUGCUCACUCUUCAGACUUGCUCAUUGGGAAUGAGCAGGUUAGAAGCAGCAUCUUUACCAUCUGCAGCCUCAUGAUUGCACAUACUGGUUGAUUUUUUACCAAGAGAGCUGCCUUGGUAUUGAGGGUGAAGGCAGAGUGGGUCAGUUAACCAUGAAUUUACUUUGAGUGCUUCAUGUAGCAGAACAGGGGUGCAUGCUUCAGGCUACACAUGUGCCUUGGUAUUUACAUCUCGUGCUGGCUGGGUUUUAAAAGCAUUGCUUCCUACUAAACAUGAGUAGUGAGUUUUGCAUUUUUUUCUUUGGGAGUGUGGGAGGGGUGGGAGUAUUAUGCACCAACUAUCCCCGUUUGUCCCCCAACUUUGUAUCGUUGAGACCACUGAAAACUUUGUACUGUAUUGACAGCUGUUCAAAAUCCUCAGUAAUAAAAUCUAUAAAAGCAAGACGAAGGGGUGCAACGUGAAAUCUGUAACUCCACCAACAAAAGGGGGAAUGUGAUGGUCAUGGCUGUCAGUUGUUCAGCAGAAAGUUUGGCCUUAAAGAGUUGAUAAUAAAUAAUAAUAAUCAUAA
Messenger RNA from Chrysemys picta bellii (western painted turtle), 7205 nucleotides. Lineage: Eukaryota; Metazoa; Chordata; Testudines; Emydidae. The record is from RefSeq and is a predicted model, not a curated record.